Cucumis melo (muskmelon) is the source of this 889-nucleotide messenger RNA. RefSeq lists its product as uncharacterized. Bases 203 to 727 code for a protein of 174 amino acids. The transcript has 3 exons. NCBI's taxonomy places the organism in Eukaryota, Viridiplantae, Streptophyta, Magnoliopsida, Cucurbitales, Cucurbitaceae. The record is from RefSeq and is a predicted model, not a curated record.
GCUUGUUAUAAACCCAUUUCCAAGAAGAAGAACCAACCUCAAAUUUUCAUUUUCUUUCAGGCAAAAAUCUGAAGAUCUAAUUGUUAGAUUGGUUGGAUGAUCCAAAGCUCCAACAUUGUCGGAACCAAAAAAACAGCAACAAAAUUCUGACUAUUCCCCAAAAGAAAAAGAAGAAGAAAUUUCCAUAACAUUCUUCUCUCAAAUGGCUAACCUGCUGGAACAAUCUUACUCUAAACACAAUAUGAAGAUGGCUAUGUUAAAUCAUGAACAAACUUUUCGUCAUCAAGUUUAUGAACUGCAUAGAUUAUAUAGAAUUCAGAAGGUUUUGAUGAAGAACAUAAGAGAAAAAAACAGAGGAAAAACGGAGGAGGAGGAAGAAGAAGAAGGUGAAGAAGAAGGUGAUUUUAUUGAAGAAAGUGAGAUUGAAUUAACAUUGGGGCCUUCAAAUUAUAAUAAUCAAAUCGGUGGAAGAACAAGAACAAGAACAAGAAGAAUGAAGAAAUUUGGUGAAGGAAAUUCAGAUUCUGGGAUGAGUUUUUCUGCUUCUUCUUCUUCAACAAAUGGAUCUGUUCAGAAAAUUAAACAGUUUUACAGAGAUAAUGGUGAAUUUGUUAAUGGAUCUCAAAUGGGUUUCUUGGGAUUUCUUGAUGUUCAAGAUGAUAUCAAGGUUUCUCAUCACCAUCCUAAUCCAUGGCUUUAUCAAACUGUAAGCCUUAAUCUCACUUGAUUUUUACUUUUUUUUUUCCUUAUGUUCUUCAUCGGGGUUUUCUUUUUUCUUUUUGUUUUUCACCUUAGUUUUAAUUCUCUUAUCAAUGGCUGAUUUAGAGUUUUCUCCAUGUACAAGUUUAUAACCAAGUUAAUAUAAUUAUCACUAGGUCUUUUCCCAUCA